Molecule: messenger RNA, 5599 nt
Organism: Phoenix dactylifera (date palm)
Lineage: Eukaryota; Viridiplantae; Streptophyta; Magnoliopsida; Arecales; Arecaceae
Source: RefSeq, a predicted model, not a curated record
AUGGGAGUCGACCCCGGCGUGGACUUAAACACCAAGUCAUCCUCAAACUCUCGCUCGCUUCCUCUCGUCUUUCUCAUUGAAUGAUUUCAGCCUCUCCUCCGAUCCAUUGACCAGCGUCUUUAACGCGCUUCGAUCCACAGAGAGAGAGAGACAGAGAGAGAGAGAGGGAAGGAGAAUCGUCGCCUUCCCUCCACCCCUUCAGCCCUUCUCGAGGCUCUUUUCACCCCAUUUGAUUCCUGUGUUUUUUGGUGGUAUUCUUUCUAUCCACGUAAAAAGUAUAUUAUCUUUGAUGUAAGUAUUAUUAUUAUUAUAUAGCAUAGCUCUCGUUCUCAGUAGCUUCGCUUCUGUUCUCUUUGCUCUUCACCAUAUAUACUUCUAAAAGAGAGAAAGAGAGAGAAAGAAGGAAGAAGAAAGAAAGGUAUCAAAUCUUCCAAUUCCAAUCUCCAACGUAAGUUUUUUCUCAUCCUCUCUCUGAUCUCUUCACUGUUUCUUUUCCAAAGUCUGAAGUUUAAAAGGAUUUAUUGGCUGUUUCUUUCAUCACAAGUCUGAGUUUCACUCCAGAUUUCACCAUUCAUGCUCUUAAAUAUCACAAUUAUGAAUAGAAGAAAUUGUUGUUAGUUGUUAAAGAUGUUUGCUUUGGUGUUUUCAAUACCCUUAAUUAUUGGUUCACUGUAUUGGGUAGUUUUUGUUUUUGGAUGGAAUUGUGUGGUAAGAUAUUGUUAAACAAUCAUGAUGACCUUAUUUCUUAAUUUUGGCCUUUUCUGUGCCUCCCUUAUCAUCAAAUCAAUAAAAAAAAGAAAAAAAACUUAUUUUUUAAUUUAGUUAAUGCGUUUAUUGGAGCUCGGAAUUGUUUUUUCUCUCCCCGGUGCUCUCGAUUUAUAUGCUUAGCAAGUUCCAUAGAAUGAAUUUUCCUUGGAUUUCUGUUGGAUGUCCAUCUUAGCAAUUUAUCAAUAGAACUGAUUUUUUUCGAGUUCUAGAAGAAAUUGACAAAAAAUUUCUGCACUUCCUUCUGAUAUGAAGAGAAAAAAACCAAUUUUUGGCUCUGUUAUCAGUGGGAAGCUUUGGAUAUCUUAAUAUCGUAUUUAUCUAAAUAAAGUCUUUUUGGUUUAGAAGCAAAGUAGGAAUUUCGCCAGUUUUUUAGUUUGUAUAUUUCUAGGGUUUCGUUUCUGUAAAUGAUCUACGUUAUAAAAAAAAGGCAAGAACAUAUGAUCCCAAGUUCCAUUGGCACUGUGUUUCAGUUGUUCAUGGGUUUAUGUAAUGUAUGCAUUUGGCACUUCAAUUUGCCCUUGAUUCUUUUCAGAAAACUAGUUUUGCUACUAUUAAUUGCUUAUGGAUCUGAUUACUUGAUAUGCACAUUCUUUUCAGAUCAUUAUCAAUUCAAUUAGUAAAAACUAGCAUUCAAAAGUUCACUGCUGUUUUUUCCCCUCCGAAUAUAGUUCAAUCUUUUUCAUGGAAUUCAAUAGUAUUCUUAUGUUAAGUAGUUAUUAUUAUGAUUUAUUUGAAGUUAGGGCUUUCCAUUGCUAUUGUGUAUAUGAAACAUCUAAAUUAGUCUAAAUUCUGGAGAGCUUGUUUUCUGACCGGCAUGUUGCAGAGCUUGUUUUCUGGCAGGAUAGGAAAGUUCUGCAAGGUGUGGAGAAGAGGAUAGAUGUCAAUUCUCUUCAGCAGAAUGCAAUAUUAGCACCAGAGUUUUUCCUGAUUAAAUCGCUGGCUUGGGCCUUUAGACAACCAUGGACCGCGGUGCGACUAAUUUCCGGUUUGUGAGAUGUCCAGGAUGCCUCAAAGUUCUAGUGGAGUAUGUUGAUAUCCCCGUAUACCAAUGUGGUGGAUGUGGCAAGAUCAUUCGAGCGAAAAAUCGUUCUGCUGCUGCACAAAAUGAUAACUCGAGAUCGCUAGGAGCAGAUCAUUCUCAGAGUCAUUCCGACGUUGGCUCCUCGGCUAAUGGAUCAACAUCUUCUGUGAAAGAAAUGUUUGCAUGUUCCACAAGUGCACACUCCUCAGAGUUGGAGCAUGAGGAGAAGGAAACCAUGCUCCGAAAUGUCUCCUCCCUUUACUCCGGCGCGAAAUGCAAUCAUCAAGGGAAUGGAGAAACCUCUGGUGAAAAUGGUUCCGAUGCUGAUCAACUUGCUGUCAGAAGCCAUGCAUCCCAGGGCCAACCAGAUGAAGGUGUUCAUUCUAAAGCUGAACCGGAAAAAUCUCUGAAGCUAAGUCAGCAACAUUCUGGAAGGUCGAAUGUAAUGAAUAAAGUGGAAGAACCUCCCGAGUCUAGUGUCGGCCACAGUGUUGCCUCUGAGGAGGAUUUGGUUGCAAGAAGAUCUGCUGAUGUGCUCGACCUUAGUUUUCAGUCUCCAGCGACCAGAAGCUCUCAUGCUUAUGAUGGCAGCAUCUCUUCUUCUUCUGAUGGGCACAACGGUCGUGCCCGGGACAGAUAUCUGCGUCUAUCCAGAAGAACUUUUAGGCAACCAAAAGCAUUGGAUACAGCCGUUAAUGAAGGAAAGGAAGGUGAGAAAGUUUCGGGAAGUAACCAGAUAGCAAUUGAUAUCGAAGCAGGUGUUCAAGCCAGGACCCUCACAUCAAAAUCGUUGAACGAGAGGCAUGGCUCAGGUAUCAUGAGGAUGAAUGAACUAGUGCGAGAGACUUCUUUCGAGUCUGAAGACUUUUAUUCAGUACAGAACUCGAUGGAACCUGAAAGUGAUGGGCCUCCUGGAUCUCCGUCGAGAGGAUCGCAUUUCCAACGUGAUUUUUUCCGGAGCAGAUCAUCUAAAUACCUCAGACAUGGUAGAAUGGAUUCAUCAAGAAGGAUAGAUGAGCUAUAUAAUCAACUUCUUGGACCGCGCAAUCAAAGUGCAGCAGGGGGGAAACCUUACUCGAGAGGUUUUAAUCCAAACUUGCUUCACCAUCCACCUGAGGCAGUACUUCAUGGACCAAGACAAAUUGCUUUCCCACGGUAUCAAUUCUCACAAAUGCCUUUCGUAGGACAGCGCUGCUGUUCCUGUUUGCAUUGCUGUCAGGAAGACCGACAGCGGCAAUUGCGGCCUAACCAUUGCACUGAUGGUAUAUGUGGGGCUCAUGCCUACAAUUUAUGCUCCCAUUCUUCUACAGCUGGAAGCUCAGGCGCGCCUGACCACGAGCAGGAGAAGUUGCGCUGCGAUGAGAAAAGAAAGCGAAGAAAGAAUCAUUGCCGGCCCAUCUCCGGGGGCGCCCCUUUCAUGAUCUGCUACGAGUGUUACGAAUUGCUUCAGCUGCCAGCAGAUUUUCUCAUAUCGAGGAGGAGACUGAAUAGGCUGCAGUGUGCUGCCUGUUCUGAAGUCCUCGAGCUAUCAUUUCCUGCUAUACCUCACAUUGGUCCUCGGUCUCCUGGCAAGGUGGUUCGUCCAUGCAACAAGGUUGGCAAUCGUAUAGGUGUGGAAACUGGAUCAGUUUCUCAUUCUAAUGAUUGCACUCGAGGCGAUUCGGUUUCCUUCUCUGAAGUGUUUGAUGGACUCUCCUUCACCAAAAGCUUUUCUGCAGAGACCGAGCCUGGGCUGCAUGUCUCGAGGAAUUCUUCCAAAGGGAAAUAUGACAAGCAGAAAUUAGGCCUACCGCUUCAUCAGCUCAUGGGGUAUUCUUCAGCCAGCGAGUUGUUAUACCAAUAUUGGGAUCUUGAUGAAAGUUAUGAAAGCAUAGAAUCAAUGGUACCUCAUUCUUGGCGACCUUCUGAGGAGAGCCUUGUGAUCGAUGGCUUGAGAGAGCAACGAAUGAGUAAUUCAUGUCAUGAGCAAACAGGACCUUGUGCUAAUCCAGAUUGUAUGGAAAUACACGAGGAAGAAGAGUCACCUCAGCCAUUGCGAACUAGAAGAGGUUCUUUGUCAUGAUGGAACGGUGAAAGAGGGUACGCAGGAGUUGACUCCAUGAAUUUGAGAGCCUGAAAUUGUAAGUUCAUGUAAAUGAAACUUUGAAAGCAUUAUUAUCCCAGAUCCUUGAUAUUGGCAUGCAUUCAGCGGUUCGUAUGUAUUUUUGUAGCUUUUGUGAAUAGAUAGUUAGAAAACCAUUGUCUCCCUGUUCGUUUAGAGACUCUGAAUAGUAUGCUAUCAUUGUGGACUAGACUUAUUAGAGCCAAGUAUCAGUUUCCUGGUUCGUGGGAUUCUUAUCAUUGUGGUAGAUGAUGUUCAUCUAUCUGGAGAGCCAUUGCUAAGGAAUCUCAAAUCCUGAAUCAUUGUUUUCAGUGGAAAGUUGGUAAUGGAGGUCGGAUUAGAGUAUUAGGAGAUGCUUGGAUUGACAAUUUACCUCUAAUAAGAAGACCGAUGUUCAUUAACUCCAAUAUCCAAAAGCAUGGUUUGCUGUUUUCUGAGUUUAUUUCUCCAAACAGAGCAUGGAAUGAAGACAGAUUACAUCAUUACUCUGUGCCGGAAUUAGUUCAUGAUAUUGUAACUUUGCAUAUUCCCAUUAUGCCAGCAGAUGAUGUGGUGGUUUGGUAUAAACCGGGUUCAUCAAGGAUAAAAGCCCGGAUAGUUAUAAUGUUUACAGAACAGAGCUCUUUUCUUAUCUAUUUGGCAGUUUGCUGUUAGUCCUUGGGUUAAGCUUUUUUUGUUGGAAGAUUGGCUGGAACCGGUUGUCUUGUAAUUCUCUUUUGAUCCAGUCGAAGCUUUCAUGCAAUUUCUUCAGCAAAUUGUGAUCACUGUGACAUGUUGGAGGAUGUGAGUCGUGUGCUGUUGCAUUGUCAUUUGGCUAAAACUACUUGGCAACAACUCAGCUCCAGGUUUGGUCUUAACGCCUCUUUUGAUAACUGAUGUUCUCUCUAUGAGGUGAUGGUUGCUUAUACUGCUUGGUCUCUUUGGAAAGCUAGGAAUGACAGGAUCUUUCGGAAUUCAUAUACAAAUCCGGGUAAAAUUGUUGACCAGGCUUCUCGGCUUGCUUCUGAAUUCAUGGAGUCCAUGUUGGAAGGACCAAUGGGCAAGCCAUGGCUCUCGGAUGCUUGCGACUCUGGUAGCCUCCCUUCUCUUCCUAUUCAAGUUGGUCGGGUAUCCCCUCCCUAUGGGUUGCUUGAUAAAUUUUGGUGGCUCUUUUUAAGGUAACGUUGGUGGCGCAGGAUUUAUUAUGGUCCGUGAUCAUCUUGGGAGGCUGAUCUUAGCUGGUUCAGGAUCCAUGAUUGAUCUGCAAGUUGGGAUUUGUCACUGCUGCUGAAAAUGGAUGCUGCUGGUUUUUGUGCUUUUUGUUAUUGAGCUCCUUUUUUUAUUUCUUAUCUUCUUCUUCUUCAUUGUACCAAAUAUGUGUGUGUGUGUGUGUGUGUGUGUGUGUGUGUGUGUUUUAUGAUUAUUUCAGUUGAUAUCCGCAUCAUUAACUUUGUCUUGUACAUUGGCAAGUCUUAGGGUUCUUAGCUUUCAGAACCAAAGUAUUGCCUGCCUGUGAGAGGUGCUUCAUGUGGAAGGCCCUUGCAUUUGGCCAAUUGAUGGCACAAUCUUAGCUUCUUCCCUAAUAAUGCCUGACAAGUUGCAUCGUUUGAGGUUUCUUCACUUCAUAUAACAGUUUAUUUAUCUAGUGUCUAUCCUGAAUACUUGCAUUACCUGGUAAAACAGUUGUUAUCAAGAAUAAAUUAAGCCAUGGAUCAUUUGCAAUUUUUCCG